GCGGCAAGCAAACCGACUCACUUGGCUUAAGAAUAAAAGUAGCCGCGCAACAACUCGCAAAUUUUGAAAACGCUUCCAAGACCUGAGAUUCAUCGUCUUUUAACGAUCUCUGCUGUCCGUUUCUCUUCCUGCCCCCCCCCUUUUUUUCUCUUCCAGAACCCAUCUCUCCCAUGCUCUCUAACGAUUUCACUUUAAUCCAUGUGCUUGUGCUUGUGGAUCUCACACGCGUUUCCCAUCAGGUUUUUUAGAUGGAGAAAGAAGUAAAAUCUUCUUCCAAUAUGCGUCUAAAUUCCAUCGAAGGUGGAGCCUCAGCAUUGGGACAGUCUAAGAGAACUGGGAAGUUUAAAAGAAGUAAAGUGGCUUCUGUUUUCCACCUAAAUGUGGAGAAUGCCUCUAAUUGGUUACAGAGAAAUCAAUCGAGGAGUACUGCAGCUCCUAAUGACUCAGAAGAUCUUAGUGACAUCGAUGAUGCCGAGAUUGCUGGAUACCUUGUUCACAAUGAGAAAGAGAUGGAAUUCAAAAGAACCCUUUGGGAAAUGAUGAACAAGAAAUAUUUGAAGCUUCAGUUUUUGAUAUUCUCUAUCUUGGGGCUUUAUUGGCAGGGGAAACAACUGAAAGGAGCUAGAAAGGUAAAGAAAAGAACACCUUCUAAGAAAGCCAUUAAAAUUGCUGGCCAGACACAGAAUAAGAAGAGAUCGAGUUCGAAAAUCAACUAUGAUGUCUUGAAGAAGCUAUUGGAUGAUGAGCCUGAGGAGGUUCCUGGAAAGGUUGAAGACAGCAAACGCUCUAAUGCCAGUUAUGCUGAUUCACAGCAGGUGGACGAGAACUCCAUCCCUGAAGGACACAUUUCUGGUGCUAGUGAAGAAAAUGACGAGCACGAACAUGAUUAUGGAGAGACUGAUGCCGGCAACAAUGACUACUCCAAUGAUGUGUAUUUUGAAAAUGAAGAGGAUGAUUAUCACUAUGCCGAGGAUUAUGACUGAGGCAUGCUAACACAGAAUUUUUUUGUUGAUUGUAAGAUUUCGACACAUUCAUUCAUUUAUGGUCAAUAUUCACUGGCUACCAUUAGUCCUUUUGGUUU
This is a messenger RNA of Populus euphratica (Euphrates poplar), 1081 nucleotides long. Its product is annotated as zinc ion binding / transcription regulator. The coding region runs from base 249 to 983 and encodes 244 amino acids. The record is from RefSeq and is a predicted model, not a curated record. NCBI's taxonomy places the organism in Eukaryota, Viridiplantae, Streptophyta, Magnoliopsida, Malpighiales, Salicaceae. The transcript has 8 exons.